UUCUUUUACUUAUUAAUUUUUUUUUUCAACGUGCAAAAUAUUUUCUCUGCAAAUUUCGUACCAACGAAGGCGAUCAACGGAACUUUCCUCUGGAAUUCCACAGACAGGAGGAUCCAAUCUUUCUCUCAGGAAUCGCUGAUGGCUUCAAAGCGGAUCUUGAAGGAGCUCAAGGAUCUCGAGAAGGAUCCUCCUACCUCUUGCAGUGCUGGUCCUGUUGGUGAGGACAUGUUUCAUUGGCAAGCAACAAUCAUGGGUCCUCCGGAUAGUCCCUACACCGGUGGAGUUUUCCUUGUUACCAUUCAUUUUCCUCCGGAUUACCCAUUCAAACCUCCUAAGGUUGCUUUCAGGACAAAAGUAUUCCAUCCUAAUAUCAACAGCAACGGAAGCAUAUGCCUCGACAUAUUGAAGGAGCAAUGGAGCCCUGCACUAACAAUUUCUAAGGUCUUGCUUUCCAUUUGUUCGCUAUUGACGGACCCCAACCCCGAUGACCCUUUGGUGCCCGAAAUUGCGCAUAUGUAUAAAACCGACCGGGCAAAGUAUGAGGCCACAGCAACAAGUUGGACUCAGAAAUUCGCCAUGGGGUAACCAACGUUCUGGUAUGGAUGACACAAAUUCAUCCUCUUCUUACCUUGAAAAACUAUAUUUUUUACAUUUUUAUGUAUGAAAUUGUCUGAUUGAUCUGUGAAAACAUACAUCUUUGGCUUUGUGUCUGAAGAAAAAUGGCAGGCACAUGCUGAUUCAAAAUGUUUGUAUGUAAUUGAUCCACCAUGUAUAUUAUCAUUAUUAUUUUUAUUAUUAUCUAUUAUAUUUACUUUCGAAUACUAUUUAUCUA
This is a messenger RNA of Andrographis paniculata, 832 nucleotides long. Its product is annotated as ubiquitin-conjugating enzyme E2 28-like. Gene Ontology annotation, biological process: protein polyubiquitination. The record is from RefSeq and is a predicted model, not a curated record. Bases 139 to 585 code for a protein of 148 amino acids. Gene Ontology annotation, molecular function: ubiquitin conjugating enzyme activity. NCBI's taxonomy places the organism in Eukaryota, Viridiplantae, Streptophyta, Magnoliopsida, Lamiales, Acanthaceae. Gene Ontology annotation, cellular component: nucleus. The transcript is spliced from 5 exons.